Messenger RNA from Acanthosepion pharaonis, 1317 nucleotides. The record is from the annotation of a GenBank genome assembly. Lineage: Eukaryota; Metazoa; Mollusca; Cephalopoda; Sepiida; Sepiidae.
AUGCUUAUUCUUUCUUUCUUACUUUCUUUCCUUCUUUCUUUUUUCACAUACAAAAGGAAAUCUAUUUUCACAUUUUCUUUUAUCAAUUUUCUUGUUUCUUUCUUUCUUUUUCUUUCUUUCGUUCUUUCUUUCUUUUUCUUUUUCAAUCAUUCUUUCGUUCUAUCUUUCAAUCGUUUGUUCUUUCAAUCGUUCUUUCUUUCGUUCUUUCUUUCUUCCUUUCAAUCAUUCUUUCUUUAUUUCUUUCUUCCUUUCAAUCAUUCUUUCUUUAUUUAUUUAUUUAUUUCUUCCUUUCAAUCAUUCUUUCUUUCUUUAUUUAUUUCUUUCUUCCUUUCAAUCAUUCUUUCUUUCUUUCUUUAUUUCUUUCUUCCUUUCAAUCAUUCUUUCUUUCUUUCUUUCUUUCUUUCUUUCUUUCUUUCUUUCUUCCUUUCAAUCAUUUUUUCUUUCUUUCUUUCUUUCUUUCUUUCUUUCUUUCUUUCUUUCUUCCUUUCAAUCAUUUUUUCUUUCUUUCUUUCUUUCUUUCUUUCUUCCUUUCAAUCAUUCUUUCUUUCUUUCUUUUCUUUUUUCUUUCUUCCUUUCAAUUUUUUUCUUUCUUUCUUUAUUUCUUUCUUCCUUUCAAUCAUUCUUUCUUUCUUUCUUUCUUUAUUUCUUUCUUCCUUUCAAUCAUUCUUUCUUUCUUUCUUUAUUUCUUUCUUCCUUUCAAUCAUUCUUUCUUUCUUUCUUUAUUUCUUUCUUCCUUUCAAUCAUUCUUUCUUUCUUUCUUUAUUUCUUUCUUCCUUUCAAUCAUUCUUUAUUUAUUUAUUUAUUUAUUUAUUUAUUUCUUUUUUUCUUUCUUUCUUUCUUUCUUUGGCUUUACCCUUUUUACUCACUUUUAUUUGCUUUCUUUCCUUUUUUCUUUCUUUCCUCACUUUCUUUCUUUCUUUCUUUCUUAAUCUAUUAUCAGUUGAUAUAUAUAUAUCUAUCUAUCUAUCUAUCUAUCUAUCUAUCUAUCUAUCUCAUUCUGUUUCUAUCUCAUUCUCUUCGUAUCUAUCUAUCUAUCUAUCUCAUUCUGUUCCUAUCUAUCUCAUUCUCUUCGUAUCUAUCUAUCUAUCUAUCUAUCUAUCUAUCUAUCUAUCUAUCUAUCUCAUUCCGUUCCUAUCUAUCUCAUUCUCUUCGUAUCUAUCUAUCUAUCUAUCUAUCUAUCUAUCUAUCUAUCUAUCUAUCUAUCUCAUUCUGUUCCUAUCUAUCUCAUUCUCUUCCUAUCUAUCUAUCUAUCUAUCUAUCUAUCUAUCUAUCUAUCUAUCAAUCGCUUUGCCUCUUUCUAUCUAUCUCUCUAUCUGA